UGACAGCCCGCGGCGCGUCACCGCAGGUAGUGUUUUAAACAAAAAGAGCUCGGCUCGAACCUCCGAACCUCGCCGGCGGACGUUAGGACGACCAAACUUUACCCGCUCAGAGUUUAAGUAAUGACAGAGAAACACGCCCUCGCUUCAUGCCUGCUUUCAACAAAAAGGAAGUUAUGGAUCUUCGAAACGGGAAGAGAAGAAAGGUAAGCGGGGGCGUGCGGCGCUGCAGGCGGACUGUGGCCGCCAGGAUGAAGCGGGAGGCGGGGAAAGUCCUCCGCUCGCUCACGGUGGAGAACAACAUCAACGGUUCCGGGCUCAUGGACGACGACGAGGAGGAGGAGGACUGCUUCUCCGUCAGCUUCCUCCGGGCUGACCCGCCCGGUGGAGCCUCGGCCGUGUCGCCCCGGUACAGCCUGCUCCGGGAGGUGGGCCGGGGCAGCUACGGGGUGGUGUACGAGGCCGUGGCCCGGAAGACGGGGGCCAAGGUGGCGGUGAAGAGGCUCCAGUGCGACGCCCCGGAAAACGUGGAGCUGGCCCUGGCCGAGUUCUGGGCCCUGACGAGCCUGGAGAAUCGACACCAGAACGUGGUCCAGCUGGAGGAGUGCGUGCUGCAGAGGAACGGCCUGGCCCAGAAGAUGAGUCAUGGCAACAAGAGGUCCAGACAGUACCUGCGGCUGGUGGAGACCUCACUGAAAGGUGAGCGUAUCCUUGGUUACCCCGAGGAGCCGUGUUACCUCUGGUUCGUCAUGGAGUUCUGCGAAGGCGGCGAUCUCAACCAGUACAUCCUGUCCCGGCGGCCCGACCCACAGACCAACAAGAACUUCAUGCGCCAGCUGACGAGCGCCAUCGCCUUCCUGCACAAGAACAACAUCGUCCACCGCGACCUGAAACCAGACAACAUCCUCAUCUCCCAGAAAUCUGGUUCUCCGGUUCUGAAAGUGGCGGACUUCGGCCUCAGUAAGGUCUGUGCCGGCCUGAACUCUAAAACCAGUGAGGAACACCCCGCAGCCGGCAGGGGGAGCAACCAGAACGGCGUCGUCAACAUAAACAAGUUCUGGCUGUCGUCUGCUUGUGGGUCGGACUUCUACAUGGCCCCCGAGGUGUGGGAGGGCCACUACACGGCGAAGGCCGACAUCUUCGCUCUAGGCAUCAUUUUCUGGGCCAUGAUCGAGCGGAUCACCUUCAUCGACGCCGAGUCCAAGCGGGAGCUGCUGGGUACGUACGUCCGCCAGGGCACAGAGAUCGUACCUGUCGGAGAAGCUCUGCUGGAGAACCCCAAGAUGGUUCUCCACAUCCCCCAGAAGGCCAGGAGCUCCAUGUCUGAGGAGGUGAAGAAGCUCCUCCUGGACAUGCUGGCAGUCAACCCUCAGGACCGACCGGACGCCUUCCAGCUAGAGACACGAAUGGACCAAGUCACGUGCGCUGCGUGACGAACCCCAAACUUUCCUGUUUUACUCCCAACUCCUCAAACAAGGGACCCCCAACUUUC
This is a messenger RNA of Nematolebias whitei (Rio pearlfish), 1489 nucleotides long. RefSeq names its product serine/threonine kinase 35 (gene stk35). The record is from RefSeq and is a predicted model, not a curated record. Gene Ontology annotation, biological process: positive regulation of autophagy; peptidyl-serine phosphorylation; autophagosome organization. Gene Ontology annotation, cellular component: autophagosome; cytoplasm. NCBI's taxonomy places the organism in Eukaryota, Metazoa, Chordata, Actinopteri, Cyprinodontiformes, Rivulidae. Gene Ontology annotation, molecular function: ATP binding; protein serine/threonine kinase activity.